Molecule: messenger RNA, 3585 nt
Organism: Pongo pygmaeus (Bornean orangutan)
Lineage: Eukaryota; Metazoa; Chordata; Mammalia; Primates; Hominidae
Gene: NIPSNAP2
Product: nipsnap homolog 2
Exons: 9
Coding region: 65-949 (294 amino acids)
Cellular component (GO): mitochondrion
Source: RefSeq, a predicted model, not a curated record
GGGGUCGCGCGGCGGCGGCGUCAGCGGCGGCGCCCGGGCGGUGGGAGCCGAGGCGCCGAGCAAGAUGGCGGUGCGAGUGCUCCGCGCCCGCGGAGCGGCCUGGGCCGGCGGCCUCCUGCGGCGGGCGGCCCCCUGCAGCCUUCUGCCCAGGCUCCGGACGUGGACAUCUUCCAGCAACAGAUCUCGAGAAGACAGCUGGCUAAAAUCCUUAUUUGUCCGGAAAGUUGAUCCAAGAAAAGAUGCCCACUCCAAUCUCCUAGCCAAAAAGGAAACAAGCAAUCUAUACAAAUUACAGUUUCACAAUGUUAAACCGGAAUGCCUAGAAGCAUACAACAAAAUUUGUCAAGAGGUGUUGCCAAAGAUUCACGAAGAUAAACACUACCCUUGUACUUUGGUGGGGACUUGGAACACGUGGUAUGGCGAGCAGGACCAAGCUGUCCACCUCUGGAGGUAUGAAGGAGGCUAUCCAGCCCUCACAGAAGUCAUGAAUAAACUCAGAGAAAAUAAGGAAUUUUUGGAAUUUCGUAAGGCAAGAAGUGACAUGCUUCUCUCCAGGAAGAAUCAGCUCCUGUUGGAGUUCAGUUUCUGGAAUGAGCCUGUGCCACGAUCAGGACCUAAUAUAUAUGAACUCAGGUCUUACCAACUCCGACCAGGAACCAUGAUUGAAUGGGGCAAUUACUGGGCUCGCGCGAUCCGCUUCAGACAGGAUGGUAACGAAGCCGUCGGAGGAUUCUUCUCUCAGAUCGGGCAGCUGUACAUGGUGCACCAUCUUUGGGCUUACAGGGAUCUUCAGACCAGGGAAGACAUACGGAAUGCAGCAUGGCACAAACAUGGCUGGGAGGAAUUGGUAUAUUACACAGGUAAUCUCUUAACAGCCAUGAAAUACGCUUUUUGUCUUACUGUUUCAAUCAUGUUCUUUCACCCUGACACUAAUAGGUGGCUUUUGUAAUAGUAUGUUGCUAGGAUAGUGAGUUAUCAGGUUGGAGCGGGGAAGGGAGAUAGUCAAUUUUUCUCUAAUACAUACAUGACUUUUUUCAAUAAAGCAGAAUAUCCAUGCUUUCAAAUAUGUAUAUCAUCUGUUACAGUUUUCAGACCCUUGGAUAUUGUAAAUUUUACAUCACUACCUUUUUUUGUAGAUUUCUGUAUUCUCUAAAAACUUAUUACACAAAUAAAAUUUUUUUCUAAGCUUUCUUUUCCAUCAAAAUUGUUAGUAUCCCAAAUCAGAACUUAAUACAUCAAUUAAAGAGUGAUUUUGAAAUUGGAUAAAUUAAACUUCCUGUAUGUACAGUAUGUAUACAUGGGUGCAUAAUACAUUCAUGUGCACAUACAUAGGUAUAUUAUGAAACCCUGUUUGCUUGAUUUUUAUAAGAAAACAGUUGGCUGAAUGUAACCCAGUGGCAUUGGUAGAGGUAAUCAGUACCAGCCAUGUUGCAUGGCAAGUAUAUUUCAGGCCGAGCGCAGUGGCUCACGCCUGUAAUCCCAGCACUUUGGGAGACCGAGGCGGGCAGAUCACCUGAGGUCGGGAGUUCGAGACCAGCCUGACGAACAUGAUGAAACCUGUCUCCAUUUGAGAGGUUGAGUCAGGAGAAUUGUUUGAACCUGGGAGGUGGAGAUUGCGCCACUGCACUCCAGCCUGGGUGACAGAGCAAGAAUCAGUCUCAAAAAAAAAAAAAAGUAUAUCUCAGCGCUUGUACUACCACGAAAAUAAAAGAGUAAUUUGUCCUAGGAAGUAGGUGUUACCUUGUCUUUCCGUUCAAGAGAUUAUAUAACAUAUAAUUACAUGUUAUAUAAUUGUAUUUGAUUUUGCUGCUUACUCAAAGAACGUUUGAGAAAUCACCAUUUCUCCUCACAAUACGGACUUUCCCUACCUCCCACAAAUAAAACAAAUAUCCAGAUAGGAUCUGCUGUUUUUUUUUUGAGACAGAGUCUUGUUCUGUCGCCAGGCUGGAGUGCAAUGACGCGAUCUCGGCUCACUGCAACCUCCGCCUCCUGGGUUCAAGCGAUUCUCCUGCCUCAGCCUCCUGAGUAGCUGGGAUUACAGGCAGUCGCCACCACACCCAGCUAAGUUUUGUAUUUUUAGUAGAGACAGGUUUCACCCUGUUGGCCAGGAUGGUCUCGAUUUCCUGACCUCGUUGAUCCACCUGCCUCGACCUCCCAAAGUGCUGGGAUUACAGGUGUAAGCCACUGCGCCCAGCUGAUCUGGUGUAAUUUUAAUAGCAUCCUGUAGGAUGCCAGCUGAUACAGGGUCCACUUGUAUAUUUCUGCCCUUGAGGUUAGUCCUGUAUAUUAUGAUAUUCUCUUGUUUUCAAGCAGCACAUCUGUGAACAUUCUUGGCAAUCUGUCUGUUAGUGUCAUUUACCAUAAUGUGUUUAGAAAAUAACAAGUGCAGUAACCCUGAUCCUGUUUUCAGUUCCACUUAUUCAGGAAAUGGAAUCCAGAAUAAUGAUCCCACUGAAGACCUCGCCCCUCCAGUAAAGCUGUAGAGUUUCUAUGUGCCUACAUACAUUUCUGUGACAAGCAUUUGUCAUAAAUUAAUUUUAAUUGUAUAUCAAGUAAAAAAGAAACACUGAGGUUUAAGCUGCUGUAUAUAGCUUGUGAGAAACCUCUUUUCUUUAAAAUUUACAUAAUCACAAGAAAGGAAAGAAUUACAGUUGGACUGAUUGUGACAGUGCCCUGUCGUCCUCUUUGAAACAUCCCCGUGUUGUCCAGUAUACCUUAUGACACUUAGCCACUUCUCCCCACCCUCCAGAAGGGGUCCACAUUGAAUUCUGAAUCAUCUUGAAAAUAAGAUUCCAACCACAAAAAAAAAUUAGCCAUUUCUUUACUUAAAAAAAAAAAAAAAAAAAAAUCUGUUUUAUAAUUACAGAUUUUUAGACAAAUUUCUUGUAUCAGGAAGAAAUACAAAUUUUGUGAUGUUUCUCAAGCAGUUUUUCUGAGUAGUUUCUGAGGAGGAACAAAUUACAAGUGUACCCAGUAACUGAAAAUGUUUUAACUCACUGUCAUUUGUAAGCAGUCCACAUAGUAGACAAUGGGUUUUCCAAGCUGGGCAAGGUACAUUUAAUCAGUAAAUCAGUUUCACAUCAUGUAUCGUGAUGUUUCAAUGUGAGACAUAAAAACAAUGGCUUGAAACUUGUGUAUCAUAUGUGAUUUUGAAAUGAACACCUUGAAUAGCACUAAUUUUUAUUUGUGAUAUUUUUCUAUAACAAAACAAGUAGCACUAGGAAAAGAGGUUUUAUUUUGUAAACGAUCAUUUGUGACCUCAGACACACUCUGGCUAAUAUUUUAAUAAGCUCACAGCAGAUUAAUUCUGAGAUCAUGGAUGAGGGGUGGUGCAUGUUGAGAUUUAAAUUGGCAUAAAGCUGCAUACUUUUUGUCUAGCUGUUUGAUUUCAUUUUUUUAUAGUGUGCCAAUUUUGUGACUGUUACCAUGUGAAAGUCCUGUUGAAAUGAACAGUUAUGUCUGCCCCACAAUCAAGAAUGUAUGUGUAAAGUGUGAAUAAAUCUCAUAUCAAAUGUCAAACUUUUACAUGUGAAUGAUUUUCUCAAAGAACAUAGAAAAGUCAAUAAAAUCCUCUUAAUUUUCACA